Molecule: messenger RNA, 2144 nt
Organism: Danio rerio (zebrafish)
Lineage: Eukaryota; Metazoa; Chordata; Actinopteri; Cypriniformes; Danionidae
Source: RefSeq, a predicted model, not a curated record
CAUUAUCUCCAUUAUUUUCAGUCAGAAAUCCCAUAAAUCUUCUUAUUCAGAAGGGAUUCAUUUAAUUCUCCCCCAUAUGUCCAGCCAUAUGCAAGCUCUGCUGCCAUCUGCUGGGUUCACCUGAGAGCUCAAAGUUAAACAUAUUUGAUUAUUUUCAUUUACAUGUAUUCUGUUCGAUUCGCUCUCAUCCUCAUUCUGAAUUAUAACGUGCGUCUCUACACGAAGACUGACCUUCUCAUCCUGCAUUUCCCAGAAUUCACUUUCACUUUGAUUCAUUCCAAGUAACAUUAAUAGGCAUUGUAGAGUGCACACGCAGGCUGUAUUACAAAGCCUGCUUGUUAUGAAUCCACAUGGGACGAUGUCUCACUAUACCCUUCUUUGAAUACCAGCUCUAAAAUUGGCGUGGGGAGGAAGUGGCAUGUGAGUUUGCUGUCACAGGUGGCGAUUGGCUGUGCAGUGACAGAUGCAGCAUAGCGACAAGUCAAGGUGAAUGGCAUUUAUCACUGGCAGGAUCGUGCCACUGUGACCCACCCAUCUGAUCUGCUUUCACUAUUAGUGAAGCAUGCGUUCCUCAAAAUAUCUCUUGCUGGAUGGUCUAGAUAGUUGCAGGUUUACUCCCGGAGGAUUUGUUGAAAAGGAACAUAAAGGACCGUCUCAGUUUGACCAUUCGGAGCAAACAAGGUGGCAUGAAAGAGGCAGACAUGGAAAGAAGUAUCCAGGACCAUCUUACAAGGCAAAGGGAAGUGAUCAAAUGUAGAUUGAAGAAAUUGACCAGCAAGCAAAAUGAAAUCAAAUCAAAGUCAUCUGCAAUGAGGGAGAGUAUAGUGAAGAAGUAUGAAGAGAUGCGAAAGGUUCUAGAGGAGGAUUGCAGGAUCUCCAUGUCUUUGCUGGAGAUGGAGGAGAUGGCGGUGCUACGAGCACUGGACAAGCUCAUUCAGACAAACCAUGCCAUCCUCUGCGACAUCGAGGUCCAGCUAAAUGAAGCCAUGGCGGACAUUCACUCUCAGCCUGGUGAAAUGGUCACAAUGAAUGAGGAAAGGAUGCUGGAAUUGCUAACAGGGACAGACCCAGGUCUCAUAAAACUUGAUGAGGUGAAAUCAGAUCAGCUACUGGGCCUCACCAACAAUUUACUACUGUUUAUCCGCUCCCAGAUCCCUGUCGCCAAAAGGCUGCUGAAGAGCUAUUCCUCAGAAGUGGUCCUGGACCCUUCCACUGCUCAUCCCAAGUUAAUCGUUUCAUCUAAAGGGGACUGCGCCACUUUCACAGAUGAAUGGCAGGACGUCCCGGAGCACGAGGGACGCUUCGACACCACUCUGAAUGUCUUGAGCAUCCAGUGCUGGAACUCUGGACACCAUUAUUGGGAGAUUGAUGUGAGUGGGAAGAUCUACUGGGAGCUGGGUCUCACUUAUUCAUCUAUCCCAAGAAGAGGCCAAAAGGAGAACUGCUGGUUGGGCCGCCAUGCUGAAUCUUGGUGUCUGGAGUAUUUUGAUGGAGACUACAAUGCAUGGCAUGGAGGUAUAUCUCAUCCCUUGCCAAUCUCUAAGUGUUUUAGUCGGAUAGGGAUUUUCUGCAGCUUUCCUGGAGGUUUGGUGACAUUUUUAGGGGUGGAUAGUAUGACACCGCUAUACUCAUUCUGUGUUGGGACAUUUACAGAUGCUUUAUACUUGGCUCUUUGUCCUGGUCAUGAUCUACAGGGUACAAACUCAAAACCUAUUAAAAUCUGUCAAUUCUAAUCCGAAGUAAGAUGGAUAGUGGACCAAGUAGGCCGCAAGUUCUUUUGUUUGUGAUUGUAAACUUUUAGUUGAGCAAUACAUUUGUUAGUUUUUCAUGCAACACAAAGAGUACUAAGGUAAUUUUUUUAGCAUGCAUACUGUGCAUCAUUGCAGAAUAGAUACACACAUCAUAUCCAAAAUAAUAUAAUAUUUUAAUAUUGUAUUUUUAAAUUGUAUUAUUAAGAUAGCAAAAUUUAAAUGAAUUUACAGCAGUCAUCACAGUCUUUAUUGUCACAUGAUCCUUUAUAAAUUAUUUAAAUCGUGCUUAUUUGAAGCUCAAAAUGCUCAAAUCUAUAAGUAAUUGUGAUGCUUAGUAAACUGUACUGUAGCAACCAUUUUCUGUAUUCUUUCAUGAAUAAAAAGUUUGUGCCA